UCCGCCAGACGAUGCCCUCGUAACCUGAGCCGAGACCAGACAAAUCAACUCUCACGCUCUCACUCAUCAUCACGCACGCUAGCUCCUAUAUUGGCCUGCCGCGAUGAACACCCGCCCGCCCAUCGAGAGUCCGAACACAACCGUUGUGUUAUCUAUCGCAUUCAACGAUGACUGCAGCUGCUUCUCUGUGGGCCUGAACUCAGGAUUCUGUAUUUUCCAUUCGCAAGCAUGCUCGUUAAAAACGACGAGGGACUUCAAUGCGGGAGUCGGCCUGGUGCGGAUGAUGGGCAGGGCCAACUUCCUAGCCUUGAUAGGAGGAGGGAAGCAGCCGAAAUUCGCCCAGAACAAGGUCAUUCUGUGGGACGACUCCAAAGGCAAGGUUGCGCUUGAAAUCACCACUCUCACGGCUGUAAGGGGUGUUCAGCUUGCCAGAAACCGCAUCGUGGUCGUCCUCCAGAACAGCGUGCGCGUCUAUUCGUUCGCAAAACCUCCGGACCUCCUUGCGGCAUACGAGACGGCUGAUAACCUCCUCGGUCUUUCUUGCCUGUCCGACAAGGUCAUUGCCUUCCCUGGCCGGACGUCCGGCCAGGUGCAACUGGUCGAAACCGCCACGGGCAACGUCAGUAUCAUCCCGGCACACUCCUCCGCCCUGAGGGCAAUGCAGCUGAGUCGCGAUGGAGAGCUGCUGGCCACGGCCAGUGAAACGGGUACUCUUAUCCGCGUAUUCGCGACCAGUAGCUGUGCUCGGAUAGCAGAGCUGCGACGCGGUGUAGAUCCGGCAACGGUGUUCUCACUCGGCUUCAACCCUUCGGGAACAAUGCUGGCUUGCACGUCCGACAAGUCUACACUGCACAUCUUCGAUGUCCCCCACACCAAGAAGACAGCUCGGCCGCCCCCCAGGCCCAGGAGCCCGCAGGUUGGUCCGUCAGGGAAUCAAGUGGGCGGCUCAGGUGACGAUGGCAAGGGGAAGUGGGGCAUCUUGGGUAAGAUCCCUCUGAUGCCGCGACUAUUCUCCGACGUCUAUUCCUUUGCAUCAGUGCCAUUUGAGGCUGGGGAUGAGCCCUUGAUUGGGGGUCUGCCCAUUUCCGAGAACACCACCCUGGGCACCUCAAGGCCACCCAAGGGGGUGAUUGGAUGGAUCAGCGAGGAGAGUCUUCUCGUUGUCGGUGCUGGAAAUGAUGCCAGAUGGGAGAAGUUUGUCAUUACGGAAGGCGACGAUGGUCGCCGUUAUUGCGUCAGGGAGGGUUGGAAGAGGUACCUCGGAAAUUCGUGAGGUAAUUUGGAAACGGUACAAAGGCGUUCGGAAUUGGUCGUGCAUUGGAUUUCUUUGUCAUGAAUUGUAUGUACAGAUACCACAGAACAGGCGCGCAAG
Phialemonium atrogriseum is the source of this 1372-nucleotide messenger RNA. Its product is annotated as WD40 repeat-like protein. Gene Ontology annotation, biological process: protein lipidation; autophagy of mitochondrion; nucleophagy. The record is from RefSeq and is a predicted model, not a curated record. Gene Ontology annotation, molecular function: protein binding; phosphatidylinositol-3-phosphate binding; phosphatidylinositol-3,5-bisphosphate binding. The transcript has 2 exons. Bases 104 to 1273 code for a protein of 389 amino acids. Gene Ontology annotation, cellular component: extrinsic component of membrane; phagophore assembly site membrane; cytosol. NCBI's taxonomy places the organism in Eukaryota, Fungi, Ascomycota, Sordariomycetes, Cephalothecales, Cephalothecaceae.